Messenger RNA from Pteropus alecto (black flying fox), 2436 nucleotides. It is a transcript of the gene TESPA1, whose product is annotated as thymocyte expressed, positive selection associated 1. The record is from RefSeq and is a predicted model, not a curated record. Gene Ontology annotation, molecular function: signaling receptor binding. The coding region runs from base 208 to 1821 and encodes 537 amino acids. The transcript is spliced from 11 exons. NCBI's taxonomy places the organism in Eukaryota, Metazoa, Chordata, Mammalia, Chiroptera, Pteropodidae.
CUUUCAAGCUGGCAACAGCAGUUUAAUGAGGACAGAGAGAAAGGUACAAUAUGCAAUAUGAUAUUUUCUCACUGUCCUCACUUCAAUCUCAAUACCUGGAAAGGGCUUGGCCCAGCUUUGAGAGCCACUUUGCCUCAGACUCGGCCCUCUACCAGCAGACAGGACAGCCUCGCUGUGGCAGGAGACCCUGAAGUCUGAACCAGGGCCAUGGAGAGCUCUGUGCUGAGCCCCACUUCCUGGGAGAAGCGACGGGCCUGGCUCCGUCAGAGUCGCCACUGGCAGACACAGGUCCUGGAAGAAGAGGCUGCAGCUGCUCUGCAGGAUGUCCCAGAUCCUGAACCAUCCAGCCUGGAUGAUGUUUUCCAGGAAGGGAAUCCAAUCACUAAGAUAGAAGACUGGCUGCAGGAUUGUGGAUACUCUGAAGAAGGGUUUUUUGAGGAAGCAGGACAGUCGAUCUAUAAUGGGUACUCUAGCCAUGGAACCAGCUUUGAAGAUGACUUGACCCUCGGAGCAGAGGCCACACUGUUGGCCGCAAAUGGCAAACUCUUCUCCAGGAGUUUCCUGGAGACUGCCCGGCCCUGCCAACUACUAGAUCUUGGCUGCAGUUUGGCUUCCAGCAGCAUGACAGGUGGGACCAACAAGACUAGUUCAAGCAUUUCUGAGAUUCUGGACAAGGUGCAAGAAGAUGCAGAAGAUGUCCUCUUCAGCCUGGGCUUUGGCCAAGAGGACCAAAAAGACACUUCUCGGAUUCCUGCUCGAUUUUUCACCACCCCCUCCCAGGCCAAAGGCAUUGAUUUCCAGCUCUUCCUGAAGGCCCAGGUGCGGAGGAUCGAGAUGGAGGACCCUUGCCUCAUGCUGGCCAGCAGGUUUAAGCAGGUGCAAACACUGGCAGUCACUGCUGAUGCCUUCUUCUGCCUCUACUCCUAUGUGUCUAAGACACCUGUUCAAAAGUUCACACCAUCCCACAUGUUCUGGAAUUGCAACCCAACUGAUGUGCCACCCAUCAAAAUUCUGGCCCCAGAGCCUGAACCUCACUCACCCAGAGAGCGCCUCCGGAAAGCCAUCUCCAAAAUGUGCCUAUAUACGUGCCCCCGAGAUCGGCUAUCACCGCCCCGCAAUACCCCCAAAAGGAACAGUUUGGACCAAGUGGUGUGGGAAGUGAUGGACAGAGUGAGAGGAGAGAAGCUGGUUCUCCAACAAGACCCUGAGUUUGCGCCAGGUUCACAGGAAGAUCCUGUGCUCCCCAUCGGCAGUACAAAGCUGCCCACUUCUUCCUGUCCAUGUGUCCUUUGCCCUAAAGAGGUAACACAGCAGGGAAUGUCCAAAGUGCGAGCACCAUCACAAACUCUGCAUUGUAACUCCAAGACACCCUUGUGCACACACUCUCUGCCCAGAGCAAAUCUACAGUGGAGCACAGACCCUGCGCGGGUAAAGAGAGAGCUGUGGGGUCUACAGGCCACCAAUAAGGAAGUCCAUUCAGACAAGGAUGAGAUUUUCUGGAAAAGGAAGAGCAGAGCAAGAAAAAGCCUAUUUCAAAAGAAUCCCACAGGCAGGGAGGUUAAAUCAUUGGACCUGUCCGUCAUUCAGCAGAAAUGGAAGCAGAGCCAAGAGAAACCAGAACUGCAUCGAUCUCUGACCCAGCAGCUGCUGGACACCUUUGACUUGGAGGAGAUGCAAAGCAACAAUGAAGAGGAGGAGAGUCUCUGGCCCAGCAGACCCAGAACCCCCCACGUCUACCAGACUUUUGCUGACAAAGGCUCCAGAAGAGAUGGUACUGCCUCCAACAUCCAGCUCCUGCUCCCAGAUCCUACAAACUUCUGAACUCAGUCAGAGAAAAGCAGCAUGGUACAUGGGAAAGAAGACCAGACUAAGAGACUUGGAAUCUACAUCCUGAUGCUGUUAUAAACCACACGCACAAAGAAAGACCUUAGGCAUCUCCCUUCAUUUCUCUGUGCUUUGGUUGCUCUGCUAAAUGGAUAUUAGAAUACGUGAUGUGGACAGUGGUCAGCUGGACAAAGACUUAAUUUUCUCCCAAGCUUUGACACUGCCUAGGGCAGUUCGAGGAUUUAAAGACGAUGGAGUUUGAGGAACAAGGGUUGCUACUGGAUCAAAGGUUGCUACUGGAAAACUCUCAAAGGGCUCAAGCUAAGUGAGGAAGGCAAAAUCCCACUUUCAGGUUCUGAAACCUUGGUGCAACCCACAGCAGGAUUCCCUCCAACCCUUUACACAUCCUAUGGGCUCUCAAUUAAAUUCUAGGAUGUCUUCCACAACACCAGAGUCUUGUUUUCCUUCUUGAGGUCUCAUCCCAGGAGAUCCACUUGCAGCCUGCCCCUCAAAACCAGCUUCUUCCUUUAUCCCAAAUGUUGUAUCUUCACAGAAAAAGAAAUGAGUGAGAUUCAGAGUCCCUCCUCUUGGUCAUUGUAAAAAUUCACAGUA